AUGGUAGAGGAUAGUGAAGUGACAACACCGAUGAGUUGCGCUCCAAUGAAUGGGCAAAUCCAUCCACAAGCCCCAGAUAAUCUGAAUACCAUUAUACUUCGAUAUCUAAGCACAACAUCAAAUCCUUGUCAGCUAAGUGAAAGAUUUGCUGUUCUUUUGUUGAGAAGGAGAGCAGUGUUCGAUGCCAACCUCGGGGCCUUAAUAACGAACCUGAAAGAAGGCAAAGCGUCAACUAUUGAACAUGAGAAGUUCUCAAUUCAGUGUCAAAGGAUGUUCCAGCUACUUGAGACACGUAAGUCUGCCGCGCCACCACCCAUCAUGGUGGGCCAGAAAAGGAGUAUUCCAGCUACGGCCACGCCUGCUGCAAAACAAGCCAGGUCAGAGAUAGUGAUAGAAGCAGAAGACCGGAACACAGAACUUAGAGAAUCUGACGCAGAAGCAAUCACAAAUAGGGACAUCGAAAAAGCAGAAGCUAAGAACAAUCGAGUCAUAUCCGAGCAGGAAGAAUUCGAUGCUUUAUGUUGUGGUCGCCUCGACAAGAGACCCCUAAGGUCCAAAAGUAAGUCAUAA
Molecule: messenger RNA, 570 nt
Organism: Sclerotinia borealis F-4128
Lineage: Eukaryota; Fungi; Ascomycota; Leotiomycetes; Helotiales; Sclerotiniaceae
Source: the annotation of a GenBank genome assembly